AUGUUGAACCCAAAGACUACAGAAAAGGACUUUUUUGGAUUUGUCGGAGCGGUCACGUUGACGCUGGGCUUACCGGCAACUGUCCUGUUCCUGAAUCUGUGCGCGAAUGAUGUGUAUAAGGCCGAGGGAAUCAAGGUUGACGCUGAAAAAUUGCAAUUGGCGUUCACAGAGAAAAUCCUUAAGAACCCCAUGGAAUUGCUAUUCAAUGUUAGUGCCUGGAAAUGGUAUUUGACUUGGUUUUUUGGGCUUGUAGCUCUGGGACAGAUCUUGCCUGGAAAGACUCUCCAGGGAGUGGAGCUUAGAGACGGAACCAAGCUCACGUACAAAAUUAACGGUCUGGCUGUGGUGGGAUUUGUGUUUGUGUAUCUGCCAUCGAGCUAUCUGAGUCACGGAGGAAGUGUGCCGGAAUUGGUUUAUGUAUACGACAAUUUCUGGCCGUUGAUGGUGACCUCCUUCGAAUUCUCACUGUUGCUAUCAUGUUUCGUUUACGCUGGUUCGUUCGUUCCAUUGAGAAAACCCAACGGAAAGGGCACCAGAGAAAGAAUUCUGGCCACAGGUGGUAACUCUGGAAAUGUACUCUUUGAUUGGUUCAUUGGACGCGAAUUGAAUCCUCGCAUCGGAUCAUGGGACAUCAAACUGUUCUGUGAACUCAGACCAGGUUUAUUGCUGUGGGGACUUCUCGACUUGUCAUGUCUUUAUCAUCAGUACAAGACUACUGGAACAAUCUACGAUUCCAUGGCUGUGGUGGUUGCUUUGCAAUGGUUCUACAUUCUCGAUGCUGUACCUAACGAGGAGGGACUUCUUACCAUGAUGGACAUCACCACUGACGGUUUUGGCUUCAUGCUUGCCUUUGGCGAUCUUACGUGGGUUCCAUUCACUUACUCGCUUCAAGCUCGUUAUCUAGCCCUGACACCUUUGCAAUUGGGCUAUAAGUUCAUCUUGGUGAUCGUCUCGAUAAUGGCCCUCGGCUACUACAUUUUCUCCUCGGCCAACUCUCAAAAGUCCAAGUUCAGGGCUGGUAAACUACCCCAGAUGAAGUCGAUAAGUACCACCAGAGGUACCAAACUACUUUGCGAAGGCUGGUGGGGGUUAUCGCAGCACAUCAACUACUUUGGUGAUAUUCUCAUUGCGUUGAGCUGGUGCCUGCCCACCAGAACUGAGACUUUGCUCACCUACUUCUAUAUCAUAUAUUUCUCGUCCUUAUUGAUCCACAGACAGACGAGAGAUGAGGCCAAGUGCAGGGCCAAAUAUGGUAAGGCCUGGGAGGAAUAUGAGAGACAGGUGCCGUAUAAGAUCAUCCCAUAUGUGUAUUGA
Messenger RNA from Kuraishia capsulata CBS 1993, 1314 nucleotides. RefSeq lists its product as uncharacterized. Gene Ontology annotation, cellular component: endoplasmic reticulum membrane. Lineage: Eukaryota; Fungi; Ascomycota; Pichiomycetes; Pichiales; Pichiaceae. Gene Ontology annotation, molecular function: Delta14-sterol reductase activity. The coding region runs from base 1 to 1314 and encodes 437 amino acids. The transcript has a single exon. Gene Ontology annotation, biological process: ergosterol biosynthetic process. The record is from RefSeq and is a predicted model, not a curated record.